Messenger RNA from Asparagus officinalis (garden asparagus), 2331 nucleotides. RefSeq names its product sucrose nonfermenting 4-like protein. The record is from RefSeq and is a predicted model, not a curated record. The transcript has 13 exons. Bases 587 to 2056 code for a protein of 489 amino acids. NCBI's taxonomy places the organism in Eukaryota, Viridiplantae, Streptophyta, Magnoliopsida, Asparagales, Asparagaceae.
GGACCCAAUUAUUUUUCUCCCUUUUUAAAAAUUUCCUCUUUUUCCUUUAAUUCCUCUCCCUCGUCUUCUACCAUUUCCUUCGAUAAAUUUGCGAUCCAAAUCUUCGAUCGCUCGGCAUCGGUGUAUUUUCGCCGCAAAAUUUUCGUUUAGUGACUGUCUUGGCGUCGAAUUAGGGUUUCGAGGUUGGAUUUGUAUUUUUUAUUUAGAUUCUUAUAAUGAUUUGUUUAGAGGUCUAAAAUUAGGGGAAGUUGCAGUGGUAUGUAGGGGAUUAUUUUGGUGGAAAGAUUGGAUUUUUUAAGGUGGAUUGCUAAAAUUGGGGACGAAUUAGGGUUUUUCUAACUAUUUUUAGAUCAGAUGAGCAUCCAUUGAGGAUCCUCUGGUUGAACAGGACCCGUUGCUACAGGAAGCUUAAAUUAGGGUUGGGGUUUCAUUUGGGAUUUAAUGGGACUCCUGUUCUUCAUUCCAUGAGGUAUUAUGCGGAGCUGAAGAAUUGGGGUCGGAACUGGGUGUUUGAGUCGGGGGAUGAGUCAAAAAAUAGAAAAUAAUAGUUGAAGUAGUGCUUUGAAUUUUGAUAAACUUGGAGCAAAUGUUUUUCUCGGGGUCGGAUUCUCAUCAGGAUACAAGUGGAGUUGUGCUUAUUCCAACGAGGUUGGUCUGGCCUUAUGGAGGGCGUAGAGUUUUCGUCUCUGGCACUUUUACAAGGUGGUCUGAACCUGUAGCAAUGUCUCCUGUGGAGGGUUGCCCUAAUGUUUUCCAGGUAAUAUGUGGCGUGCCUCCUGGUUUUCAUCAGUACAAGUUCUAUGUUGACGGGGAGUGGAGGCAUGAUGAGCACCAACCUCAUGUGACAGGGAAUUAUGGAAUAGUGAACACUUUAGUCUUGACCAGGGAGCCUGAUCUUGUUCCACCAAAUUUGAGCCCCAGGACACCUGGUAGUAGGAUGAAUAUGGAUGUAGACAAUGAAGUCUUUCAGCGCGUGGUCACAGUGUCAGGCGGUGCCAUGCAGGAGGUAACUAUGAGGAGUUCAGAGGCUGAUGUGGAGAUCUCUCGCCAUCGUAUAUCUGCUAUUUUGUCAACACAUACUGCUUAUGAGUUGCUUCCAGAAUCGGGAAAGGUCAUUGCUCUUGAUGUGAAUUUACCUGUGAAGCAAGCUUUUCAUAUUCUAUAUGAGCAGGGAAUUCCUGUGGCUCCUUUGUGGGAUUCUUACAAGGGACAAUAUGUUGGAGUGCUCAGUCCGUUGGACUUCAUAUUAAUUCUGAGAGAGCUUGGGAAUGGAGCAAAUCUAACACAAGAGGAGCUCGAGACACACACAAUAUCAGCUUGGAAAGAAGGAAGACAACUACUUUACGGACAAGUAAAUGAGCAUGGUAGACCUGCUGAAAAGUGUUUAGUUCAUGUUGGUGCCUAUGAUUCAUUGAAAGAUGUAGCUGUAAAGUUAUUGCAGAAAGGUGUGGCCACAGUUCCUGUUAUCCAUUCUCCAUCACAAGACGGAUCAUUUCCACAGUUAUUGCAUAUUGCGUCCCUUUCAGAAAUACUAAAAUUUAUUUGCAGGCACUUUAGACAUUCUUCUACUUAUUUGCCUGUUUUACAGCAACCAAUAUGCACGAUCCCCUUGGGUACAUGGAUUCCUAGAAUUGGGGAAACAAAUGGUCGCCCACUGGCCAUGCUGCGACCAAAUGCCUCACUUGGAUCCGCCUUAGAUUUGCUAGUUCAAGCUCGGGUUAGUUCAAUUCCAAUUGUUGACGACAAUGAUUCUUUGUUGGAUACAUAUUCUAGAAGUGACAUCACAGCAUUGGCAAAAGAUAAAGCUUAUGCACAGAUCCGCCUUGAUGAGAUGAGCAUCCAUCAGGCCCUUCAACUUAGGCAAGAUGCAACUUCUCCAUACGGGUUCUUUGAUGGGCAGAGAUGCCAAAUGUGCCUCCGCACUGAUCCCUUGCAGAAAGUAAUCGAGCGAUUGGCAAAUCCAGGAGUUCGACGCGUGUUCAUUGUCGAAGCUGGAAGCAAGCGAGUGGAAGGAAUUAUUUCUUUGAGUGAUGCGUUCAGGUUCUUGCUCGGUUAGUCGCGGCGUAGCUUUUGAGCGUAAUCAAAUCUCUGCUUCUGUUGAAACUUUGGUUUACAAAAAACAGAAAUCACGUCUCCAUUUCUUGUUUGGCUGAUGGAAACAUUUGCCCAUGUUCUGUUAAAUGGACAGACCUCAAUGUUUUAGAGCCUGGUUUUUCAAAAGAUAAGACCACGAGGUCUGUAAAUGUCAGAUUCUUUUAUAUUGUAUUUUUACGCUAUUUCUCCUGAUUAUUGAUAUUGGAUAUUUUGCUUAUGUGCUGGUGAUGGUUUCUA